UAUAAAAAGAGUGAGGGGCUUAGAGGAAAAGCAGUACCUCUCCGACUUGUAAAUCUUGGUGGCCAUCGGCUGAGCUACUACUCUCACUGCUUCCAUCUCCUGCUCUGGAUUUCUGCCUGGUCCCAGCGGCUCUCUCCAAAGUCCCAACAUGCAGAUCCUGGUGGUGUUAGCAGCUUUCAUGGGGGUUCUGCUCAGUGUCAGAGCAGCUGCCGUGCUUUCUGUGGAGGACAGGAGCCCCAUGCAGGGGCUGAACAGGGGACAGGACCUAAGCAAACAGCGCAAAGAGCUGAUCCUGAAACUGGUGUCCAGCUUGCUAGAGGGGGCAUUGGACACCAACGUGCUCCCAGAAGAGACGUCACCCGAGGAGCUGGAGGAGCCGCUGGAGUCGCGGCUGGAGGAGAGGGCUGUCUACAACAGGCUAUCGCUGCCUCAGCGUGACCGCAAGGCGCCCUGUAAAAACUUUUUCUGGAAAACCUUCACCUCCUGCUAACAGAAAAAAAAAAGAAUCAGCACAACCCACUGCCAGCCCCUCAUGAACUUUAGUGGAACUUAGCUGUGCACAUCACCUCCACUUGUCAGACAUGCAGCAUUGAUGGACUUCACGGGACACACUGUCUCUUAUUAACACAUGUACUGUAUUUAUGUACCUAUUUAUUUGUGUAUACUAUGUAUGUAUUUAUCGAUGUGUUUAUUUUCUUUUUAGAGUUCUGAAUAAAUCUUGUUAUAUUUGCACAUGGUAAAAUAAAUACAUCUGUCUUUCCACCUGCUUAGAAAAUAGAAGUGUUGAAUGGCAAAAU
This is a messenger RNA of Syngnathus acus (greater pipefish), 797 nucleotides long. RefSeq names its product cortistatin (gene cort). The transcript is spliced from 2 exons. The record is from RefSeq and is a predicted model, not a curated record. Lineage: Eukaryota; Metazoa; Chordata; Actinopteri; Syngnathiformes; Syngnathidae. Bases 149 to 490 code for a protein of 113 amino acids. Gene Ontology annotation, biological process: regulation of cell migration. Gene Ontology annotation, molecular function: hormone activity. Gene Ontology annotation, cellular component: extracellular region.